UUCAUCUCUGUUGCGGCCUCUGUCACCUGUUGUCACCUGCCCUUUCUGCCCCUCAACUCUGCCCCUGUCAACUUUGUAUUUCUCUCCAGUUUAUCUCUCUUGAGCCCAUCUCUAUCUGGACUCUUUUUAUUUCUGUCUCAACUUUGCUUGUGUUUCUUAACCCUGUGUUUCCCUCUCAGUCUUUACUCUCAUUCAUGGCCUGCGUGUCAGCCCUGCUCUUUGGCCAUCUGUGUUUCUGCCAGUUCUGUGUCUUUCUCUCUUGUUUGUACCUCUCCUAACUGGGUUUGUCUGGGCGGGGCAGGGCAGGCUUGCCCGGACCUCUGAGCCAUGCAAAGUGACUCAUGACCCCGUGAAGCUUCCUGCGCUGGUGACAUUCUCAGUGACUACUCUGCAGUCUAGCCUCAACUCUGACAGGUGUCGCCCAACAUAAGUGUCCGGGUGCAGGAGCUCCUCCUGGCAGGCAAACCGGAGACCAUCUCAGGGCCAAAGUAGCUUGAUAAAUCCUUGCCUUUUCUUACCCAUGGUUUUUAAGACUGCACUCCACUUUAAGCCUCCGUCCACUUACUCCAGGAUGGCCUCCAGGGCUCUCAGGAGCCAAACUCUCUCUGAGUUCUAGCUGCUUAACUAGGCCUGUCUACAGGCAAAGGAAGGGUCAGUCUGAGAGUCUCUGCCCCUUGGGGCUCAUGGAACAGCAGGAUUUCUGGGAAAGCUGUAUGCUUAGUUCAGAGAUUGUGUCAGUAUGUGCAGUUAAAUUAUUAAGAAACCUAGUAAUUCGGGAUUUCAUUCUUUGCUUUACUAAAGUACUCACUGGAGAAAUAAGCCAGACACAUAAGAACAAAUAUCGGAUGAGUUCACUUAUGUGAGAAGUCAGUGAGAUUUUAAUUUGAAACAAAACUGAGAAUGGGUUUCUCUUCCUCAUUCAUCCAUACUGCUUUGUGAUGGCCAUGGCAUAACGGGCUUUUUCCCAGGAAUACAGCUUUGCAUUAGCACUGAACAAGAUUUGUGAUGAAAUGGAGCCUGGAACAAACUCUUUUCGAGUAGAAUUUCCUGAUUUUUCCAGCACCAUUCUGCAGAAACUGAACCAGCAGCGCCAGCAAGGACAAUUAUGUGAUGUCUCCAUUGUUGUCCAAGGCCACAUUUUCCGGGCACAUAAAGCUGUUCUUGCUGCCAGUUCACCCUACUUUUGUGACCAGGUACUCCUGAAAAACAGCAGGAGGAUUGUUUUACCUGAUGUGAUGAACCCAAGGGUAUUUGAGAACAUUCUCUUAUCUAGUUACACAGGACGUCUAGUCAUGCCUGCUCCAGAAAUUGUUAGUUACUUAACAGCAGCAAGCUUCCUCCAGAUGUGGCAUGUGGUAGACAAAUGCACUGAGGUUUUAGAGGGAAACCCUACAGUCCUUUGUCAGAAGCUAAAUCAUGGCAGUGACCACCAGUCUCCAAGCAGCAGUAGUUACAAUGGCCUGGUAGAGAGCUUUGAGCUGGGCUCUGGGGGCCAUGCUGAUUUCCCCAAAGCCCAAGAACUGAGGGAUGGAGAGAAUGAAGAGGAGAGCACCAAAGACGAGCUGUCAUCUCAGCUCACUGAGCACGAAUACCUUCCCAGUAACUCGUCCACAGAGCAUGACCGGCUGAGCACGGAAAUGGCGAGCCAGGAUGGGGAGGAGGGGGCCAGCGACAGUGCCGAGUUCCACUACACCCGGCCCAUGUACAGCAAGCCCAGCAUAAUGGCUCACAAACGCUGGAUCCACGUGAAGCCUGAGCGCUUUGAACAGGCAUGUGAGGGCAUGGAUGUGCACGCACCCUAUGAUGAGCACCAGGUCACUGAAUCCAUCAAUACCAUGCAGACAGAGCACUCGGUCCAGCCUUCAGGAGUAGAGGAAGACUUUCAUGUCGGGGAAAAAAAAGUGGAAGCAGAGUUUGAUGAACAGGCUGAUGAAAGCAAUUAUGAUGAGCAGGUGGAUUUCUAUGGCUCUUCCAUGGAAGAGUUUUCUGGAGAGAGGUCAGAUGGGAAUCUAAUUGGGCACAGACAGGAGGCUGCCCUAGCAUCAGGCUACAGUGAGAAUAUUGAAAUGGUAACAGGGAUUAAAGAAGAAGCUUCCCAUUUAGGAUUCUCAGCCACUGACAAGCUGUAUCCUUGUCAGUGUGGGAAAAGUUUCACUCACAAGAGUCAGAGAGAUCGACACAUGAGCAUGCACCUCGGUCUUCGGCCUUAUGGCUGUGGUGUCUGUGGUAAGAAAUUCAAAAUGAAGCAUCAUCUUGUGGGCCACAUGAAAAUUCAUACAGGCAUAAAGCCGUAUGAGUGUAAUAUCUGUGCAAAGAGAUUUAUGUGGAGGGACAGUUUCCACAGGCAUGUGACUUCUUGUACCAAGUCCUACGAAGCUGCAAAGGCUGAGCAGAAUACGACUGAGGCUAACUAAAAAUAGGAUCUGGCCCUUGAGUGGCAGGCACAAAAAUAAACUAUGGUAAUUAUGCAAAUCUGGGCACAGAUGAUGCGUGCUACUUGCUAUUAUGAGAGGAGCUUAAAAAAAAAUGGAAGAUAUUUCUGAAAGACCAGCUCUAAGUAGGCCAAUUUAAAAAUCUAAUUCCUCAAAUUUGUAUGUUCCUGUCCAGGCCUGGAGUGGGUAAUGGGGAGAAGUUAACCCACCUCCCAGCUGGCGAGGUAAAACUUCAGGCCCGUUGUUGUGAUGGAGGCAGGUGGACUUGGUGAUCGAGACACCUGCACUUGGAACUGGACUCCAGCCUACCAGUUCUGUUUCAGGUGGCAGCAGAUUUUGAUCACUCGUUACAAGGUCAUGUUGGGAUUUUAUUUAGCUCUCACCAUAGAUAACUUAGGUAAUGUGGAUUUGUUUUGGUAGCUGCCUCACUGAAUGAAAUGCUACUUAAUGUAAAAGCUACAAAUAAUGUGAUCCCUAGGAUGCGAAAGUGAUUAACAGCUCUCUGGUUUUAUUUUCUCUAAAGGGUAUUUUAACUAAAAACUAUGGAGAUGCUAAGAGGGUGAUGUUCUAAGUAUAAAACAAAUAACUUACGGUACAAGCUUCAAUUUCUGUUAAGACGCCACUGUCACGAUGUGUUUCAGACUCUUGAUAAGGCAAAGUUUUGUAUUUUAGUACUAACAUUUAGUUUGGACAAUUGUAUCUCAUUGUAAUUCUCUAGGGUGCCAGAGAUAGGUAUUUCUAAUUGGUUUGCUGUCCCAAAUCCUGUUUAAUUAUAGCAUCCACACAGUGGGAUCUGCUCUGUGGCUAGUAGGCGUCUAGCCUGCUUUGACUCUGGCCAUGGUACCAUUGGCUGCUGCAGCCGUUUCUCUCUCAGAUCAUGAUGCUUCAUGAGGUCAGUCAGUGAGCACAGUUAGUGGGAACGAGCCAGAAGUCAUGGCUGAGAGUUACCUGUGCGCGGAAGUUUAUGGAGGGAAUACAGUGACACUCCCAACUGUCAGUGAGAGUUGCUGAGUAGCAGAAUUUUGAGCGGCAGAAGAAAACAACUGCCCAAGCAAAAGGAGUCUUGAAAAUACACUGGUGGGGGAGGUAGUCUUAGCGGGGCACGCUGAGCUAAUGCUGCCAGUUCUUUAGGAGUGCCGGAAUGUGUUUUCAAAGGGGGAAAGAAGGAAUCCUAAUUUUAGAAAGUAGUCUACAGAUUUCAUGCUCCCAAAUUCUAGGUAAAGCUGCAUAAAUUUACAAGUCCACGUAGCUGUACGCACCAGAAACCAGCAAGAAAAGCAGCUGUUCUUUUCGACCUUUUCUGCAGCUCGGGCAGAUGUUUUAGGUUAAAAAGGAAGCCUCUAUUCGGGAUGCUUUCAAGCUGCGUCAGGUACCUGAAGUUCUCACCAGGGUAGGACAGGGUGCUACUCUUAUGUCAGCUUUUCCACAAAUUACUGGUCUUUUACUUCCAAGUGGAAACUUUUUUCCUUAAAAUAAAAAAUAACUCUUCCUGGAUUUGAGGUGAAAUUUUGUUUCAAAAGUUGGGCUUUGCUCCAGUGUGAUAGACAUUGCUGGCAAUGGCCUCUGGUCCUCAAGCUCCAACCACAAAGGCAUCUACUUGUUGAACGUUGUCUGGAAAGGGGAAAGAAAGUACUUAUUUACCAGUUAACUCUUGCAGUCUACAUUACAAAACAGGGAUCUAUUCAUUAACACUGUAUCAUUCUCGAUAUAUAAAAAGCACUUUGUAUUUAAAACUUUAUUAUAAAUAUAUAUAUAUAUAUAUAUUGAUUUUUUUAACCUAGAAACUAGAUAUUACCUCUUGGUUGUUUGCCACAUUAAUACCCUCUUUGUGUCAAAAUUUCACCGGUUAACAGUCCUUUCUCUGCAUACCUGACAGAUGUGUAUAGAGGUGACUGUGCAAGCAGAGCUCAAUUGCUCCUUCUCUUUUGUUUUUUCAUGUUAGAAGCCAAUGGGUUUUAGGGAUGAUCCUAGCCAUUAUGUGUGAGAAGAAAUUCUUUUUUUAUUCCUACUGAUUUCAGUACCAAGGCAGUGAAGCCAUUUUGUUCUGCCAAAAGCUGAUCACCCUCUCCCAUGGUAUUAGCAUAUCAUUUUCUAAGGAUUUGGAAGGUUUGAUGUGGGUUUCCCAUUAAAGAUUAUAUUCAAAUGAGCAUUGGGACAUUUUGGGAGAAGAGUCUGAGAAGUAAAAUCAAAAUACUCUAGAAAAAUCACGGUUCUUCAGUUACGCAGAAAUUAGGACAGCACCUUUGUUAUGAGUAAUGUUGAAGAACUCUUGUUCAGCCAGGAGUGGUGGGCAGCCCUGGGUGGCAAUUUGGGAAGUAGUCAGUUGUGCUGGGACUUACCUCAUGUGUUGUGAAGAAAGGUGUCUUUUAUCGAAAUCCUAAGAAGCUAAGUAUAGAAUUUAAAAGUGUAAGUUCCUCACAUCUGCUGUUUUAAGUUGUUUAUAGUAGUUGGGGUUUCCUUUAAAAUUCGAGUUGCUAAUCGGGUCAGUUAGACCCUGCGAGGUGGUUGGGCAUCUGAAAUGCUGGCCAUGUUCAGAGAAGUGGGGGACAGAGAUUGCCUUAGUUUGGAUAGUGAAAGUGAAUUUUUAUAAACUUUGCUUUUUAGGAUUAGGAGAUUGUACUGGAUUACUACCUUUUCUCUCCUGCCCACUCUGGGUUGGAUAGUCUCUCUCUGUAGCCUCAGUUCAGCUUUAGAAAAUCUUUAUCCUUCCAAAUGAGUUUGGAUAGUUGUGGGUAACAUUUUCCAAACAGUCUUUCAGGGAUCGUGUUGAUGGCCCACAACCAAGGUAUUUGUCCCCUACUUUGAGGCUUAACUGUGGUUCUUCUCCAGUCCCAGUGGGAAAGGGCUUCAAGGCACCAUCAGUGGUAUUUAACAUUAGUAUUUAUACCGUGCCUUUAAUUUUAGAUCUACACAUUACAACAAUCCACUUGGUCAAGUAGGGAUCGCCAUCUAGGGAAGGACUGCGGUAGCCUUUCCUCACGUGCUGAGGGUUACCCUCAGGCGCUCCCGGGCCCCAGCCUAUUGAUUCUGAUUUCUAGAUCUCACCUUCCUCUAAUCCCUUCUGUAGGCCACGGCUUUCAGAGAGUCUACCCAAAAGGGUCUUCUCCAUUCUAGUGGCCGUUUGCUGAACCAAACUGACCCGGCGCUAGCUUCUAGCUGUUUGGGAGAGCUGCUUGGUCUCAGUGACCCUUUCCUGCAGAGGCACGUGCAUCCCCAAACUGCUGCCUAAGUGACAUGGGGGCGGAGCAGAAGCAGCUCAGUUGUGUUUGUCCUGGGGAGGGGGAUUUGCUGCAGCCCCCUGCACGAGGGUGGGGAGGGCUUCAUCACACCAAAUCCAGGAGUUUGUCUUUGUAAAGGUCUCAUUUAGGAAUGCUGGAAACCAAGCAGCAUAUUUACGCCCUUCCCCAAACCUCCAUCUGUGCCACACUAAUUUUGUGAUUUAAUUGCUUUCAUGGGUCGCUAACUUUGUUGAGUAAAACCAGGGUUUGUUUGUUUGGGUUUUUUUCUUUGCUACUUAUAUAUUUAAAGGUACAUGUUUCUUAUUUCAAAUUUCUACUGAUAGUGCCCAAUGGGAAGAUGCUGGAACACGUUUUGCAAAUGUGACUUUUUUUUUUUUUUAGUGUUGCUUGAAGCCUGUGUCCUAUUAUGUCAGUUGCUGCUGCCUUCUUUCCUUUUAUGAGGUUCCCAAUGUUUCUUCCAGAAAAUUACUUUAUUUAUGCAAGUCAGGUGACUCUUAGACCACAAAACCAUUUGAUGAUAAACAGAUUAUCAUUAGGUGCAUAUCUUAUUGAUAUUUUGUGAAAUGUUAUGCCUGUGUUGCAAAAGUUGAAUAGUUUUGUCUUUAUAUAUUGCUGUCUUCAGUGUACAGCAUGGUUUUACUUAAUUGAAUGUUACUGUUUAAUAUUUUCUUCUUAUAGAAGAGACCAUGCCCUUUUGUAUGACAUGUUUUAAUAAAUGUUAUCCGUCAACUUUGUAAAA
Molecule: messenger RNA, 6410 nt
Organism: Mirounga angustirostris (Northern elephant seal)
Lineage: Eukaryota; Metazoa; Chordata; Mammalia; Carnivora; Phocidae
Gene: ZBTB43
Product: zinc finger and BTB domain containing 43
Exons: 3
Coding region: 1011-2414 (467 amino acids)
Biological process (GO): regulation of transcription by RNA polymerase II
Molecular function (GO): DNA-binding transcription factor activity, RNA polymerase II-specific; RNA polymerase II cis-regulatory region sequence-specific DNA binding; protein binding
Source: RefSeq, a predicted model, not a curated record